AUGCCAAAAGUUGAUGGCCCGAUAGUGGAAGGCAUUUUUGCGAUUAACAAGCCAUCCUCUCUAUCUUCUGCAGACGUGAUACGCAGACUGCAGCGGGUCUUCAAUCCCUCUAAGCUAUUCGCGCCAUGGAUGGGAGCUGAGGAGACAAAACGAUCAUCGGAAAAGAAGCAUCGUGGACGAACCCGCAGCAAGCGUGUUCAGGUCAAAAUCGGUCAUGGCGGGACAUUAGACCCGAUGGCGACAGGAGUUCUGAUAUUGGGUAUCGGCAAAGGGACAAAACAAUUGCAGAAAUUCCUUGAAUGUACAAAGACGUAUGAGGCUACUGUACUGUUUGGGGCAGCUACUGAUACCUACGACAUACUUGGGAAGGUCUUGAAGCGGGCGCCGUAUGAGCAAGUGACACAAGCAAAAGUAGAGAAGGCGUUGGAGACUUUUAGGGGCAAAAUCAUGCAGAGGCCACCCAUCUACUCAGCGCUGAGGAUGGAUGGAAAGAGGCUGUAUGAGUACGCUAGAGAAGGAAAAGAGAUUCCUAGACAGAUUGAAGAGAGACCCGUAGAGGUCAAGAACCUUGCCAUGGUCGAGUGGAUGGACGCUGGUAGUCAUCAAUAUACCGUGCUGGAAGAAGAAGCUGAAGGCGAAAUCAAGGAAAUCGCGGAGACAGUUUUGCAUCUUGAGAAGAACCUGGCAUCGUCGGAGGCAGAGAACAGAGAUACUGAGGGGAACGGCGAUUCGCAUGGCUUGAAAAGACGACGGUCACCUGACGAUGCUGCAGACGAGGCACUCGAGAACAAGAGGCCUGCUCUUUCGCGGGACGCUACAGAUCCGAGUACUUUGACGUCUGGCGCACUUGCUCAACGAGGAGAUAAUACGAGUGGUGAAGUUGAACCAUCAAGGAUGCCCAAGAGCGGUCCACCGGCGGUCAAGCUCCGCAUGACUGUGACCUCUGGCUUUUACGUCCGUUCGCUUGCUCAUGACCUGGGAGAAACAAUUGGCUCUCUAGCGUGCAUGAGCUCGCUUGUACGGACGAAGCAGGCAGAUCAUGAGUUAGGAAAGAACGUAUUGGAGUUUGAAGACAUUGAGGAGGCGGAAGAUGUUUGGGCUCCAAAAGUGAAGAAGUUGCUCGAAGAAGUCAAUGAUCCGGGCUGA
Messenger RNA from Bacidia gigantensis, 1146 nucleotides. RefSeq lists its product as uncharacterized. Gene Ontology annotation, biological process: tRNA modification; mRNA pseudouridine synthesis. Gene Ontology annotation, cellular component: mitochondrion. The record is from RefSeq and is a predicted model, not a curated record. Bases 1 to 1146 code for a protein of 381 amino acids. NCBI's taxonomy places the organism in Eukaryota, Fungi, Ascomycota, Lecanoromycetes, Lecanorales, Ramalinaceae. The transcript has a single exon. Gene Ontology annotation, molecular function: RNA binding; pseudouridine synthase activity.